Molecule: messenger RNA, 853 nt
Organism: Staurois parvus
Lineage: Eukaryota; Metazoa; Chordata; Amphibia; Anura; Ranidae
Source: the annotation of a GenBank genome assembly
UUUAACCCCCCCCCCCCCCCCAGAAAAAAACACCAGGCUGGUGUGCCUGGACCCUGCAUUCACUAUGUCCGGUCUCCCCGAACCCCGCAUUCACUAUGUCCGGUCUCCCCGGACCCCGCAUUCACUAUGUCCGGUCUCCCCGAACACCGCAUUCACUGUGUCCGGUCUCCCCGGACCCCGCAUUCACUGUGUCCGGUCUCCCCGAACCCCGCAUUCACUAUGUCCGGUCUCCCCGAACCCCGCAUUCACUAUGUCCGGUCUCCCCGGACCCCGCAUUCACUAUGUCCGGUCUCCCCGGACCCCGCAUUCACUAUGUCCGGUCUCCCCGGACCCCGCAUUCACUAUGUCCGGUCUCCCCGGACCCCGCAAUCACUAUGUCCGGUCUCCCCGGACCCCGCAUUCACUAUGUCCGGUCUCCCCGGACCCCGCAUUCACUAUGUCCGGUCUCCCCGGACCCCGCAUUCACUAUGUCCGGUCUCCCCGGACCCCGCAUUCACUAUGUCCGGUCUCCCCGGACCCCGCAUUCACUAUGUCCGGUCUCCCCGGACCCCGCAUUCACUAUGUCCGGUCUCCCCGGACCCCGCAUUCACUAUGUCCGGUCUCCCCGGAACCCGCAUUCACUAUAUCCGGUCUCCCCGGACCCUGCAUUCACUGUAUCCGGUCUCCCCGAACCCCGCAUUCACUGUAUCCGGUCUCCCCGGACCCCGCAUUCACUAUAUCCGGUCUCCCAGGACCCCGCAUUCACUGUAUCCGGUCUCCCCGGACCCUGCAUUCACUAUAUCCGGUCUCCCCGGACCCUGCACUCACUAUAUCCGGUCUCCCCGGAACCUGCAAUCACUAUAUCUGGUCUCCC